Prunus mume (Japanese apricot) is the source of this 3572-nucleotide messenger RNA. Its product is annotated as methylmalonate-semialdehyde dehydrogenase [acylating], mitochondrial-like. Gene Ontology annotation, cellular component: mitochondrion. Gene Ontology annotation, biological process: thymine catabolic process; L-valine catabolic process. The record is from RefSeq and is a predicted model, not a curated record. Lineage: Eukaryota; Viridiplantae; Streptophyta; Magnoliopsida; Rosales; Rosaceae. Gene Ontology annotation, molecular function: methylmalonate-semialdehyde dehydrogenase (acylating, NAD+) activity.
GAUCCUUUUCUGUAACCUUCAAAAUUUUCCCUCACUUUCCAUUUCCAAGAUCAAAAUCUCUAUUUUUAUUUUCAAAUAUUUGCGCUUUUAUUUUUUCCCGUUUAUGGGUAUUUUUGUGCUGGCACUUGGGGGUGAAAUUUUGGGUCUGUAAGUGCAAGUUUUCACUGACCUAGGAAUUUUCAAUCAGCUUUUUCUUUCUACCAUUGGUAAUGGAAGCUCAAAGUGAAAUUGAGGUUACAAAGCAGAACAAGAUGCUUCCUCCACAACCGGGUACAUUUGAAGAUCGUGAAGACCUCAUCAAAUAUGUUCGUGAUUUUGGUGCUAGUCAAGGAUAUGUGGUGACCAUCAAGAAGUCGAGGAAAGACAGAAGAGUCAUACUUGGUUGUGAUAGAGGAGGUGUUUAUCGCAAUAGGCGUAAAAUUGAUGAAAGCAAGCGCAAAAGGAAAGCAAGUUCACGCCUUAUAAAUUGUCCUUUUGAAGCCGUUGGGAAAAAGGAAGAUGAUUUAUGGGUACUUACAAUAAAAAAUGGGGAUCACAACCAUGAUGCGUUAAAGGACAUGUCAGAGCAUCCGUAUAGUCGUCGUUUCACUGAGGAAGAGAUCAGACAAAUCAAGCAAAUGACUGAAGCAGGUGUGAAACCACGUCAAGUUCUUAAGACUCUCAAGCAAAUCAAUCCUGAACUGCAGUCAACACCAAGGCAUUUGUAUAACCUCAAAGCCAAGAUCCGUCAAGGAAAUCUAUCAGAAAAAAGUUUCAAGUCAUGGAGACCUGACAGAUCUGCUCUGGUGAGUACAAGUGCUACUACCAGUGGGGGGUCAUCAGAACAAAACAACCAACCGCUGAAGGUUCCUAAUUUUAUUGGAGGGAAAUUUGUUGAUUCUCAAGGGUGUUCAAUCAUUGAUGUAGUAAAUCCUGCAACACAAGAGGUUGUUUCUCAUGUUCCUUUAACUACCUAUGAAGAGUUCAAAGCUGCAGUUAGUUCAGCCAAGCAGGCUUUUCCGUCGUGGAAAAACACUCCUAUUACCACUCGUCAACGUAUCAUGUUUAAGCUCCAGGAGCUCAUUCGGAGAGAUAUCGACAAGCUUGCCAUGAAUAUCACUAUAGAACAGGGUAAGACGUUGAAGGGUGCCGAGAAUGAUGUGCUCCGUGGCUUAGAGGUGGUUGAACAUGCUUGUGGGAUGGCAACUCUACAAAUGGGGGAGUUUGUUCCUAAUGCAUCUAAUGGUAUUGAUACAUACUGCAUUAGGGAACCACUAGGUGUUUGUGCCGGGAUAUGCCCUUUCAACUUUCCAGCAAUGAUUCCCUUGUGGAUGUUCCCAAUUGCAGUUACAUGUGGCAAUACAUUUGUUCUUAAGCCAUGUGAAAAUAAUCCAGGGGCUUCAAUGAUACUUGCAGCACUUGCAAGGGAGGCUGGUUUACCCAAUGGUGUCUUAAAUAUUGUUCAUGGCACCCAUGACGUUAUUAAUUAUGUAUGUGAUGAUGAUGACAUAAAAGCUGUAUCACUUGUUGGCUCAAAUACGGCUUGGAUGCACAUAUAUGCGAGGGCAGUUGCUAGGGGAAAACGUGUUCAGUCUAAUAUAGGAGGAAAAAAUCAUGCAAUCAUCAUGCCUGAUGCUAGCAUGGAUGCUACUUUGAAUGCUCUGGUUACUGCUGGCUUUGGUGCUGCAGGACAAAGGUGUAUGACUCUCAAUACAGCUGUUUUUGUUGGAGGUUCAAGGCCAUGGGAAAGCGAAAUUUUGGAGCAUGUCAGAGCCCUUAAAGUGAAUGUAGGAACAGAUCCCAGUGCAGACCUUGGCCCAGUUAUUACAAAAGAGGUGAAGGAUUGCAUUUGCAGAUUAGUUCAGAGCAGUGUUGAAAGUGGUGCUAGACUUCUGCUUGAUGGGAGAAAUGUUAGGGUUCCAGGAUAUGAGAAUGGAAAUUUUAUAGGUCCUACAAUCUUAUGUGAUGUUACAACCAACAUGGAUUGCUUUAAGGAAGAAAUUUUUGGACCAGUUCUUCUUUGCAUGCAGGCUGCCAGCCUAGAAGAGGCCAUAUCAAUUAUAAACAGAAACAGGUAUGGUAACGGAGCUUCCAUAUUCACAACAUCCGGCAUUGCUGCAAGGAAGUUCCAGAAUGAAGUUGAGGCAGGGCUGGUUGGAAUCAAUGUCCCUGUUCCAAUUCCAUUGCCAUUUUCUUCAUUUGAUGGAUCUAAGGCAUCUUUUGGUAGCGAUCUCAAUUUUUGUCGUAAGGCAGGUGUGCAAUUUUACACCCAGAUCAAGACGGUUGCGCAGCAGUGGAAGGAUUUACCUAGCUUAGAAGUGUCGCUACCUCUGCCUCCAUCAUCUGAGACAGAUCUGACCGGUAGAGGCGUGUCUUCAGCUUUGCCUUCAACAUCUGAGAGAGAUUCACCUAGCCAAAGAGUGUCACCAGACAUGCACCCAGAAUCUGAGAGUGAUUCACCAAGUCAUGGAGCUCCACUGUCCAUCACUCCCACGUCUGAGGCAGAUCUACCGAACCCAGGAGUCUUAUCCGUGUCUCCAACUGCUUACAGGAAUUUGUCUAGUCAAGGAGUGCCCCUUGUCAGGCCAGCAACAUCUGAGAGAGAUCUAUCCAGUGCAGAGAUCUCACUAGCUACGCAUCCAGAACCAGAAAGAGAUAUACCAAGUCAAGGUGUGUCAAUGAGACCGACCCAGAGUUCAGAGAGGAUGUAUAUGCCUCAAACAUCUCGUUGGAUGGAAGCGUCAAGACUAACACCUAGAAGGACUGAGAAUAUGCCUCAAACUUCUCAUUGGAUGGAAACCUCAAUACCAGCAUCUCAAAGGACUCAAAAUAUUCCAAGUUCUGAAAGGAAUCAUGUGCCUACAUCUCAAAGGAAUGGCAACAAGGCACUGACAUCUCAAAGGACUGAUACUUCUAUGGCAUUGACUUCUGGGAGGGUAUAUGUGCCUGCCUCUCAUGAAAACAUGGUUCCGAUUUCACACAGAAAUGACGGGAUAAGUGCAACAUCUCAAAGAAUGGAUACAACACUACAUCCAGCUUCGGAGAGGGUAUGCAUGCUGGCAGGAUCUCACCUGAAUGACAGUAUGGGCCAAACAUUUCAAAGGAAUGACACCACCAUGUUUUCAACAUCUGAGAGGCUAUACAUGCCUGAAACAUCUCAUCGGCAUGACCACAUGGGUUCAACAUCUCAGAGAACUGAUAUUACUCUACAUCCAACUUCGGAGAGGAUAUACAUGUCCACAGCAUCUCAAAGGAAUGACGACUUGGCUGUGGCCUCUCAACGUGCCGAUGCUGUUCCUUCCACCUCGGAAAGAUUAUAUAUGUCUCCAUUGGUUCAGAGAAAUCCUGGUAUGUCACCAACAUCCGAGAGAUUAUAUAUUCCGGGUGCACCUCAGAGGAUGUUCCCUCAAAACUCGAUGGUUUCGAUGGAUGAAUUUCCCAGUCAAGGAGCAUCACUGACUUUACCGACCUCUCAGAGGAUAUAGGGUAGACCCUAGUGCUUGUUUUACUUUUUAGGAAUCGGUAGACUAUAAUCCCACUAUAAUGCAAAAUAAGUUUUGCUUUUUUGGCUAAGCAGUUUCUCUUCUAUAUUA